AUGGCUGCGUGCGACAGCAUCGGGCAAGCCACGGUGACGCUGAACUUCAGCCGGGGGGCCAGCCACGUCAUCGCGCAAUACUUCCAGCUGCUGCGCCUGGGGCGGGACGGAUACACGCGCAUCAUGAACAACCUGAGCUGCAUCAAGCUGCGCCUGGAGCAGGGCAUCCUGGCCAUAGGGGCGUUCGAGAUGCUCAGCAAGGACGUGGGCGUGCCUCUGGUGGCGUUCCGCCUGAAGAAGCGCCUCAACGAGCAUGGGGACGAGGACUUUCCUUCAGUGACGGCCAGCUCCAGGGCCUACCACAGCACCGAAUGA
Molecule: messenger RNA, 315 nt
Organism: Monoraphidium neglectum
Lineage: Eukaryota; Viridiplantae; Chlorophyta; Chlorophyceae; Sphaeropleales; Selenastraceae
Product: glutamate decarboxylase
Exons: 5
Coding region: 1-315 (104 amino acids)
Biological process (GO): L-glutamate catabolic process
Cellular component (GO): cytosol
Molecular function (GO): glutamate decarboxylase activity; pyridoxal phosphate binding
Source: RefSeq, a predicted model, not a curated record